GCGCGUGUCACUCCGAAUCUAGACGUUCUCCGUCCGCUACUCUUUUUCUGUUUGUACCCAAAAUCAGCACACAACACACCCACACCACGUCCCCUCUCUCUCCUUCUCUCUCUCUCAUCUCUCAUCGUCUGAGCUCUGAAGUCUGAACAACUACGGACGCUCUGAAAGACUAAACCCUAGUACGCUUCUCUUUCAUACCUUCCCCCCCUUUCCCUACUGCAAUUUCGCAGAGCUGCGAGCCUCCGCCAUGAAAGAAUCGGAGAACGAUAUUCUCAACGGGUCCAUUCAGCUCCUUUCUUCUCUUCUGGAUGAGAUUCCCACUGUUGUUAACUUUAAGGGUAAAUGGUCUCUAAUUAGAGCCAAACUCUUCGAUCUCCAGACUCAGCUGACGGAUUUCUCCUCUGAGUUCCCUAAUUACCCGUCCAAUUCUCUAUCGCUCGAGCUACUUCAGUUCAUUGCGCACACCCUAAACGAGGCCGUUUCACUUGCCAAAGAAUGCCAGUCCCCCAACUUAUCCCAGGGAAAGCUCAAAACUCAGAGCGACAUUGAUUCGGUCCUCGCUAAGCUGGAUCGCCAUGUGAAAGACUGCGAGAUUCUGUUCAGGAGUGGGGUUUUGCAAGACGGUGUCAUUUCCAGCGCGUCUAAAAGAGAGGCCGUACGGUCUGAAUCCAGGAACUUGAUUACUCGUCUGCAAAUCGGUUCUGCUGAGUCCAGGAAUUCAGCGAUGGACUCCUUGUUGGGUUUACUCGAAGAGGAUGACAAGAAUGUGAUGAUAGCUGUGGCGCAGGGUGUGGUUCCGGUGCUUGUCCGCUUACUGGAUUCUGCCUCUCCCGAGAUGAAGGAGAAGACUGUUGCUGCUAUCUCCAGAGUCUCCAUGGUGGAUAGUAGCAAACAUGUUUUGAUUGCCGAGGGUUUGUUGCUUUUAAAUCAAUUGGUUCGAGUUCUCGAUUCGGGGAGUGGAUUUGCCAAACAGAAAUCUUGCAUAGCCCUCCAGGCUCUAAGUUUCUCCAAAGAGAAUGCUAGGGCAAUCGGGUCUAGAGGUGGAAUCUCGUCACUAUUGGAGAUUUGUCAAGCCGGCACGCCUGGUUCCCAAGCUUCGGCGGCAGGGGUUUUGAGAAAUCUUUCUGUCUUUCCUGAAAUUAGAGACAAUUUUAUCGAAGAAAACACCAUUGUUGUUCUAUUGGGGCUUGCCUCAUCCGGAACUGCCUUAGCGCAAGAAAAUGCAAUUGGUUGCUUGUCCAACUUAAUUUCUGAAGACGAAAGUUUAAAACUUUUGUUUGCAAAGGAAGGAGGAAUCGAGUGCUUGAAGAAUUUUUGGGACUCAGCUCCGGCAGUUCGGAGUCUUGAAGUCGCAGCGGAGUUGUUGAGUCGCCUGGCCUCUAGUUCACCGAUUGCUGAAGUUCUUGUAUCUGAUGGGUUUAUACUCCGAGUUGUGGGUGUGUUGAAUUGCGGAAUUCUAGGGGUGAGAACUGCGGCUGCUCGAGCUGUUUAUGCUUUGGGGAUGUACAACACUAAAUCGAGGAAAGAUAUGGGUGAAUGUGGCUGUAUGACCCCAUUGAUCAAGAUGCUGGAUGGCAAAGCUGUGGAAGAGAAAGAAGCAGCUGCAAAAGCGUUGUCAGUACUCAUGUUGUAUGCGGGCAAUAGAAAAAUUUUCCGAAAGGAUGAGAGGGGUAUAGCUAGUGCUGUUCAACUGUUGGAUCCUUCAAUACAGAAUUUGGAUAAAAAAUAUCCUGUUGCAGUGCUGACCUCGCUUGUACAUUCAAAGAAAUGUAGGAAACAUAUGGUGGCGGCCGGUGCUUGUGUAUAUAUGCAAAAACUUGUUGAGAUGGAUGUUGAAGGUGCUAAGAAACUCUUGGAUAGCCUUGGUAGUGGUAAGAUAUGGGGAGUUUUUGCAAGACCCUAAAGGUGAACAGAUUCUUGAAAUUCCUAACGAUGGUAUAGGAAAAAGAAUUGAUUCAUUGAUUAUGUAUGUAUGAUAGUUGUGUUCAGUUCUUUUUCCCCUUUCUUUGUGUUUAGAAUUUGGGUUUAUUUGUCUUGUAGAGGCAAGUUCCGUUUCGUUAGAAUGAUUUCUGAGGCCUCUGUUUGAAAAUAUGGUGUUCAAUGUGAACUAACAGAACUCUAGUUCAUUUUAAAUGCACUCAUAAGUGAUAAAUAUUGCCGUCUA
This is a messenger RNA of Prosopis cineraria, 2164 nucleotides long. RefSeq lists its product as uncharacterized. The transcript has a single exon. NCBI's taxonomy places the organism in Eukaryota, Viridiplantae, Streptophyta, Magnoliopsida, Fabales, Fabaceae. Bases 248 to 1903 code for a protein of 551 amino acids. The record is from RefSeq and is a predicted model, not a curated record. Gene Ontology annotation, molecular function: protein binding.